UUCAGUUGCCGUCCAACUGCCGCGUAUUCGGAACGCUCCUCGCGCAUCCGAGCCGGUUCCGCCAAGCAUAUCCAAAGCCAUUUUCGAACGGUGUGCGCGAAUCGCUCAUUAAACCCAAAUGGGUGUACAAUAAAAAGUUUUAGUCCCGGCCAUUGAAAAGUGUGUGUGCUCUACUUGUUCCUUUAUUAUUAUUUUCUCCAAGCCAUUGUCAUCGCUUUUUGCGUGCAACGUGUGGCGUUGUGUGGCACGGUGUGGUGUGAGUGGCCGAUUGCGAGUGCGUCGCUUAAAUGCCAAUUAAAGUGGCAGGCGUUUAAUCAAGUCAAGUCCCAGUCUUCGUCCCCGUCUCCAACGCCGACGACGGUGUGACAAAAGAGUCUGCAGAGGAGUCCUUGGCAUAGCUCCACUCUUCAUUUCCCUCGACAUUCUCGGCAGGCAGCGCACAUUCACGAAAUUCCCAGUGAAAACAUAGCCAUAAAUUAACAACUAAUUCAAUUAACUGCUGACAACGUCAACGAGCGCCGCUUGGUUGCAGCUUGGGAACAGGUCCUUUGCCACGAGGCAGGCCAGAAGGAAGUCAGGAAAAGUCACUGCAUCGCCGCAGGAUAUGCGACAGGCUGCCUAGGAGGAAUUCCUUGUGCCAGCCUCCUCCCAUCACGCGGACGCAGUGCAGCAGUUCCACGACGACCAUGAGCGACCAGAUUGGCAACCCCAAUGCAACAUUCAGUGGCAGUGGCAGUGGCAGUGGCACCAACGUCGCCUCCAUCGCCGAAAGUGUGGCGGAGAGCGGACCGGACUUCGAUGCACUUCGGGCCGCCUGCGAAACGCGGCUAAAUGCCAGCGGUCAACUGGCGGGCUCCGGAGGACCAGGCGCAGAAGCAGGAACCCACUGUGCCGGCACCUUUGAUGGCUGGCUUUGUUGGCCGGAUACGGCUGUCGGCACUUCCGCCUACGAACUCUGCCCGGACUUCAUCACGGGAUUCGAUCCAGCAAGAUAUGCCCACAAGGAAUGCGGUCUCGAUGGCGAGUGGUUCAAGCAUCCGCUGACCAAUAAAACAUGGUCCAACUACACAACCUGCGUAAAUCUCGAAGACCUCAACUGGAGGCACACAGUGAAUCUGAUCUCCGAGGUUGGCUACGGCACCUCACUGCUGGCCAUUCUGCUGUCGUUGGCCAUAUUGGGUUAUUUCAAAUCCCUGAAGUGCGCCCGCAUCACGCUGCACAUGAAUCUGUUCGCCUCGUUCGCUGCCAAUAACUCGUUGUGGCUGGUCUGGUACCUGCUGGUCAUGCCGAAUUCGGAGCUACUGCAUCAGAGUCCGAUGCGCUGCGUUGCCCUGCACAUAACGCUACACUACUUCCUCCUGUCCAAUUACUCCUGGAUGCUCUGCGAGGGAUUCUAUCUGCACACCGUCCUCGUCGCCGCAUUCAUUUCCGAGAAGAGGCUGGUCAAAUGGCUCAUCGCAUUCGGCUGGGGCUCCCCGGCCAUCGUCAUAUUCGUCUAUAGCAUGGCUCGCGGUCUGGGCGGCACGCCCGAGGACAAUCGUCACUGCUGGAUGAACCAAACCAACUACCAAAACAUUCUUAUGGUGCCUGUGUGUAUCUCCAUGUUCCUGAACCUCCUGUUCCUGUGCAACAUUGUGCGAGUGGUCCUUUUGAAACUGAAUGCCCCGGCCAGUAUUCAGGGCAGCUGCGGUCCAUCGCGAACGGUUUUGCAAGCAUUUCGGGCAACGCUGCUUUUGGUUCCUCUGCUCGGCCUCCAGUACAUCCUUACGCCCUUUCGUCCUGCACCCAAACAUCCCUGGGAGAAUACAUACGAAAUCAUCUCGGCGUUUACGGCCUCAUUUCAAGGUCUGUGCGUUGCCAUUUUGUUCUGCUUUUGCAACGGCGAGGUGAUUGCCCAAAUGAAGCGCAAGUGGCGGAUGAUGUGCUUCAGCAACCGACCGCGGACCAAUUCCUAUACAGCCACUCAGGUCUCGUUCUUUUGAUUGUAGUUCGUGCGCUGCGGACCGCCACUGCCAGGAGAGGAGAAGGUAUGACUAAAGGACAUGUCGGCCAAGCGACGCGCCUCAGCAGGACCCCAACACCACCAGCCCCAUCACCAAAGCCACCAGUUGUCCACGGAUCAGCAGAGAGCUCGCAGCCAGAGCCUGGCGAGUUCGUCGUCCUUCCUGGAAGGCUGGCGCGACCGGAUGCCGUUCCUGAAACGGCGACAAACUAUCGACCACUCCCGCCAGAGCCAGCCACUCAUGGAGGAGGGCGGAGAGACCGUUGGCCAGGCCAAAUCCGCGCCAGGUGCCGUUGACAGGCCGACAUUGAUGACGACCAUUGCGGAAGAUGUUGCCGAGACAGGAACGGCAGCAACAUCGCACGCAGCUUCAACAUCCGACGCAGCAGCAGCAGCAGCAGUAGGAGCAGGAGGUGCAACUGGAGCGGAGGAGGGCCAUCCCAAUGGCAUGGGCACUGUCAUCGUUCGCAUGGAGAGAGCUGGCCAACAGCAUAUGGCCGAUGAGGCGCUUUAGGUUAAACCCUUCGAGUCACACAACAUCUCAUAGUUUAAGCCACAGUUAUACCAAAACCGAAACAGGUCAAGAACCCAAAAAUCAAACCCCACCAAAAGCUACAGCCCAUUGAACCCAGUUAGUAUCGCCAGGCAUGUUCCUGAAAUAGAGUUUCUAAAAUAAAUAAACGGGUGCCCAAAAGUGGUCAAUGUCAUUGUUGUUAAAUGUUCAGAGGCACUGCCGAUAAAGAAGCCCAGCUAAAAUCUUAAAAGUAACAUUUUCAUUAGCUAAAUUUGCAUUUUUCCUAAAUUUGCCAUGCAUAUUUUAUAGUCUAUUUGGUAGACACCCGAGAUAUUGUUACGAAACUUUCGGAAAACUUCAAAGCACCCAGAAUAAGUUCCUUAGCCAGCUAGGCUGAUGUACAAUAUAUUUUGCAACAAUUUGCGCCAUGCUAAAUGUUAAGUUUUAAUAGUAUAUACAGAAGCAGUUUUCCUUGGUUUCCUCAGAAUGCGAAAUGCGAAAUAAAUUUCAGCCUUUUGCCGGCAACGGACCCACUUGAAUGAGAACAUAUUUAUUGUACCUAUGAAUGUAAGAAUUUAUGUGGAUAUUAAAUAUCAUUGUUGUCUUAAGUGUUAAGUGUAUCCUAGGACUAGUGCCCCGAACACCCUCCUCCCCAAAAAAUAUAUAUAUAUCUCUAUCUCUCUCUGUGGUAAGCUGAGCUUUCUGGCAAUCGCUUUUAGUGUGUCUAUGAAUGUACGCAAAUGUAAUAAAAUUUUAAUUAUAUCUACG
Drosophila melanogaster (fruit fly) is the source of this 3284-nucleotide messenger RNA. It is a transcript of the gene Dh31-R, whose product is annotated as diuretic hormone 31 receptor. The record is from RefSeq and is marked reviewed. The transcript is spliced from 11 exons. Gene Ontology annotation, molecular function: calcitonin receptor activity; transmembrane signaling receptor activity; G protein-coupled receptor activity. The coding region runs from base 687 to 1982 and encodes 431 amino acids. Gene Ontology annotation, cellular component: plasma membrane; membrane. NCBI's taxonomy places the organism in Eukaryota, Metazoa, Arthropoda, Insecta, Diptera, Drosophilidae. Gene Ontology annotation, biological process: neuropeptide signaling pathway; G protein-coupled receptor signaling pathway; hormone-mediated signaling pathway.